Molecule: messenger RNA, 3462 nt
Organism: Gopherus flavomarginatus (Mexican gopher tortoise)
Lineage: Eukaryota; Metazoa; Chordata; Testudines; Testudinidae
Product: C-C chemokine receptor type 5-like
Exons: 3
Coding region: 1193-2245 (350 amino acids)
Biological process (GO): G protein-coupled receptor signaling pathway; positive regulation of monocyte chemotaxis; chemotaxis
Cellular component (GO): membrane; cytoplasm
Molecular function (GO): C-C chemokine receptor activity
Source: RefSeq, a predicted model, not a curated record
ACACUUUUCAACACCCCCCCUCCCUUUUUUUCCCUAAUGUUUUUUAAAAUCUAAAUGGAGGACAAACAAUUUUUUUAAAAAGCCAUGGCUACAGAGAUCAGGCCAUGGGGGUAAGAAAGCUGUCCUGAGUUUUAGGGGGAUUGUUGAUAACAUUUUUAGUGAAACAGUUUUGUAGGCAGCCAUUCUGUGUUAGUUGUUAACAAAAACAAACUUAAAGAUACUUUGUAGCAAUGCCUGCAAAGCAACCAUUACAAUUUUGUUGAUUAUUAUCUUGUCUGAGCCCCUAGAGAAUAUAUUUUUGUUUGUUUUUAUAAAACAUUGUUAUGCAGACUGUAACCUAGAUGAUGUACACUGGUUUACAGAAUAAGGGAACUAUAAACUGUCUGUUACUAAGGACCUGUGGUUUCAAACGUGGGGUGUUUCUGCAUGCUGUUUUAUUGAAAUACAUCUGUAAAUAAAGGGAUGUGUCUUCAUAUAGGUUUGUUUUUUAAAGUGCUUAUCACUUUACAAGACUUAAUAUAACUUUUACUUGCAUUUGUUAAAAGUUUGCAGAAGCAGCAGCCUUCUUAUCUCUGAUCCAUUGACUCAUAGAUGCUGUUUUUGCUAACAAGAGUUUUGCUGCACCUUCAAAUUGUUCUCACUAAAAAAUAACCAGUUAGUCUAAAACAUAAGGGAAAACUUUUAAAAUUGUUUGUUACUAAGGGCUUAUGGUUUUAACUUUUAUUAAAGCCCCUAUGUAAAAGGGCUACAUGGCAGAAAAAAUCUGAGGAGUCUGUUUUUUUAGAUAAGAAUAAGGCAGUUAAAGGGGGAGGAGAGAUGGCUCUUGUUUAAAAACCUUGGGAUUAUAGGAUUGAUUCAGAAAAAUGAAUUCUAUGCCACUGAUGUAGAACAACAUCUGAUUGGGUCGAUCCAAAGGAGAUGAUAAUAAGCCUGAGAGCUGUGAACCUGGGAAGUUGCCUCUUUCUGCAGAAACACUUGGAAGGGUUAUCAACUGAGAAUAACGUGCUGAAUAUUUCUUGGAUGGCAGAGAACAGUGCUCUGCUUUCAUUCAAAGGCUACAUUUUUCAUUGCUUGGACUUGAUCUGAAUUGCAAGAGAGGAGAAACUUGCCAUUUCUUCCUACAAAGUCAAUUCUAGUGCAGGAUUGUCUAAUCACCUCUUCCACAUUUUCCUAAUUAACAGGACAGCACAAGAUGACUGAAGAAGCUUUCACAACAACCUACUACUACGAUACUGACUUAGAACCAUGCCAAAAAGCUGAUGUCAAAAAAUUUGCAUCCCUGUUUUUGCCACCGCUUUAUUCUUUGGUGCUGAUAUUUGGCCUGCUAGGCAAUGCGCUAGUUGUGCUGAUCCUGAUAAAAUACAAGAAGCUGAGAAGCAUGACUGACAUCUAUCUGCUGAAUCUGGCAAUUUCCGAUUUACUCUUUAUUCUUUCCUUACCAUUUUGGGCUUACUAUGCAGCACAUGAGUGGGAUUUUGGAAAUGCAAUGUGUAAAAUUCUUUCAGGGGUCUAUUAUGCUGGCUUCUACAGUGGAAUGUUUUUCAUAAUACUUUUGACAAUAGAUAGAUAUCUGGCCAUUGUCCAUGCAGUGUUUGCUUUAAAAGCUAGGACAGUAGCCAAUGGUAUCUUCACAAGUGUUGUCAUUUGGGGUAUAGCAAUAUUAGCCUCUCUUCCAGGGUUUAUAUUUCACAGUGUUCAAAAGGAAGGUGCUCAUUGGACCUGCAGCUCUCAUUAUCCAUCAGAUUCCAAAAUCAAAUGGAAGGAAUACCUGACUUUAAAGAUGAACAUCCUGGGACUUGUCAUUCCACUGGUCAUUAUGACCUUCUGCUAUGCAGCGAUUAUAAAAACAUUACUGAGAUGUAGGAAUGAGAAAAAACAAAAGGCAGUCAGGCUUAUUUUUAUCAUAAUGAUUGUUUAUUUUAUCUUCUGGACACCAUUCAACAUUGUUGUUCUCAUAUACAGUUUUCAAGAUUCAUUUUCCCUAAAUAACUGUGAGAGCAGUAGGCAGCUAGAGCUAGCAAUCCAAGUGACAGAAGCGAUUGCAAUGAUCCACUGUUGUAUCAACCCCGUGAUCUAUGCUUUCAUUGGUGAAAAGUUUAGGAAAUAUCUUUAUACCUUUUUCCAAAAACACAUUGCAAUCUACCUCUGCAAACACUGUCCAGCUCUUCAUGGUGAUAAAUUAGAACGGGUUAGCUCUACAUACACCCCUUCUACUGCAGAGCAUGAUAUCUCCAUUGGUUUGUAAAGUGCCUUAGAAAUGUAGCUAAUAAAAGUUUCAUUGUCCUUUUUUGUUUAAUUGCACAAUAUUUUAAGUAAACUCUUAUGGUCAUCGCAUUAAGACCUGAACAGUUACCAAUCACAGUAAUUAAUUUUUUUUGUGACAUUGCGGUAAUUCUCAUUUUUCGUAUAGGGAAUAUUAAAAAUCCCACAGGAAAAUUCAAAUACGGCACUGUAACAUGGCACCCAAUGUAGUAUGAUUUUGCUCUUUAAACCUGGACUCUGAUCAAAGAACUCUUCCUCAGGAAACAUAAUUCAGAAGAUGACUUGAAGAGGGCAAGGAAAAAGGUUUUUCUUCUCUCAAGAACCAUGUACCUAUAUGCAAAACCACAAGAAAAAUUUUAGGAGGAAGGCAUCCAUGGGAGGACAUUAUGCCCAUUUACAUGGGGCUUGAUGCAUCUUUUUACUUCAAUAUUCAACAUUAAUGGAACAUUUCAGGAAAAAAAACUUUGUAGCAAAAUUAUAAAAGGUUCUAAAAUUCCCAUGCAUUUUAUAAGUUUGAUUAUAUUAUGAAAAAAAAAAGCUAGUAACUCUCUGAGGUGGGAAGGAUUUAUUUACAAUUACACUGACACCUUGUUUUUCCUAUAAGGUUUGAAGAGCUGUUAAAUCUUCAUAAAACAGAGAUUUUGAUAAACAGGCAUUGUGCACACUUCUGUUAAGUGAUAUGGGAUAUGACUGACCUUCUGUUAACCAGAAUUGUGUUAAGGAGGUGUAUCCUAUUAGCUGGUGGCUGACUGUUUAAAAUAAUUCUUUCCCCUUGACUACUGCAUUCAAUUAUUUUGAUUUCACAUGAGUAAGAACUGGCAGGAUCAGAUCCCAAUAUCUUAGCACUUACAUAUUGCUUUGCAGCCUCACACCUCUGUGCAUAACUAGUUAUUCAUCCUGAGGACAGCCCCCUGAGGUAAAUAUCUGCAGUAUUACAAAGUGACGGCAGAAAAUGACUCUCCCAGUAAACUUCCUUUCAUGGAAAAAAUAUUUUCUGCACGUUUGCACUAAUGUGAAAGCACUUUUUUAAUACCAAAUGCAUGUCAAUGUUAUGUUUAUAAAUCUAUUCCAGUUUUAUUGAGCUUUCUCCAUUUCCAUUUUUAUUGGGGUGUGAAUUCUGAUGCUACAAUUUUAUGCUUCUUUCUCUUUCCACAUUAAUGCAAGUUAUUAAUAAAAUCAUUGUUUGAAAAGUUCCAUAUA